This is a messenger RNA of Pyrgilauda ruficollis (rufous-necked snowfinch), 3596 nucleotides long. RefSeq names its product kelch like family member 36 (gene KLHL36). Gene Ontology annotation, molecular function: cullin family protein binding. The coding region runs from base 286 to 2133 and encodes 615 amino acids. The transcript has 5 exons. The record is from RefSeq and is a predicted model, not a curated record. Lineage: Eukaryota; Metazoa; Chordata; Aves; Passeriformes; Passeridae.
GUGAUGCAAUAGCCCGGGCACGGGGGCGCGGGGGGCUCGGCCCGGCCCGGCGCGGCACGGCACGGCACGGCACGGCACGGACCCGCCGCGGGGAUGCUUUUCCCGGCCGCCGCUGUGUUGGGAGCGCCCCGAUGCUUCGGCAGGCGCUGAGGGCCGGGAGGAGGAAGGAGGCAGAGGCGGCGCCCGGGAUGGAGCGGCCGGCGGCGGCGCGGCGGGGCCGCGGACCGGGCCGGGAGCACGGGAGGUAGCGCGGAGCGGAGCAGAAGUGCUGCGGAUCGGGCGGUCAUGGAGGGAACCCGGCAGAGCAGGAUCUGCCGCCCGCACAAGAUAAGUGAAUCCUCGAAGGUGUACAGGUGGGAUGACCACUCCAGUCUGGUUCUGCAGAGCCUGAACGAGCAGAGGCACCGAGGCCUCUUCUGUGACAUCGUGCUGGUGGUGGACGAGCAGAGAGUCCCGGCCCACCGGAACCUCCUGGCUGUGUGCAGUGACUACUUCAACUCCAUGUUCACCAUCGGCAUGAGGGAGGCCCACCAGAAGGAGGUGGAGCUUUUCGGAGCCUCCUACAUCGGUCUCAAGGCCGUGGUGGAUUUCCUGUACGGCAGCGAGCUGUCUCUGGACGGAGGGAACAUCGACUACGUGCUGGAGACAGCUCACCUGCUGCAGAUCUGGAAGGUGGUGGACUUCUGCUGCGAGUACCUGGAGAACGAAGUCAGCGAGGAGAAUUACCUGUACCUGCAGGAGCUGGCCUCCAUCUACAACCUGAAGCGCCUUGACUCCUACAUCGACUCCUUCAUCCUGCAGAACUUCGGCACGCUGUCCUUCACCCCGGACUUCCUGCAGAACAUCUCCCUGCAGAAGCUGUGCCAGUACCUGGACAGCAGCGACGUGCAGCAGGAGUGCGAGCACGACCUGCUGCAGGCCGCCCUGCAGUGGCUCACGCAGUACCCGGAGCGGGAGAACGAGGCUUACCAAGUGCUGGACAACAUCCACUUCCCCCUGAUCCCCAAGAGCGACCUCCUGCACCGGGUGAAGCCUGCCGUGUGCUCGCUGCUGCCCAAGGAAGCCAACUGCGAGGGCUUCAUCGAGGAGGCCGUGAACUACCACAACAACGUGGCGGCGCAGCCGGUGCUGCAGAGCAAGCGCACGGCGCUGCGCACCUGCGAGGAGCGCCUGCUCUUCGUGGGCGGGGAGGUGUCGGAGCGCUGCCUGGAGCUCUGCGAUGACACCUGCUUCCUGGACACCAGGAAGGGACAGUGGGUGGCAGAAACGCCUCUGCCGGCCCGGCGGAGUCAUCACUGCGUGGCGGUCUUGGGAGGAUUCAUCUUCAUAGCCGGGGGCAGCUUUUCCCGGGACAAUGGAGGGGAUGCGGCGUCAAAUCUCCUAUAUAGGUAUGAUCCCCGCUGUAACCAGUGGAUAAAGGUUGCCUCCAUGAGACAGAGACGAGUGGAUUUCUACCUGGGAGCCAUCACUGACAUGCUGGUGGCUGUUGGUGGCAGGAAUGAAAACGGAGCCCUGUCUUCAGUUGAGACCUACAGCCCUCAGAAGGACUCCUGGACAUACAUAGCAGGACUGCCCAGGUUUACCUACGGCCACGCUGGCACCGUCUACAAGGAAUUCGUGUACAUUUCGGGAGGCCACGACUACCAGAUCGGCCCCUACAGAAAGAACCUGCUGUGCUACGACUACCGCACGGACGUGUGGGAGGAGAAGAGGCCCAUGAUCACUGCCAGGGGCUGGCACAGCAUGUGCACCCUGCAGGACAACAUCUACUCCAUCGGCGGCAGCGACGACAACAUCGAGACCAUGGCGCGGUUUGACAUCCUCAGCGUGGAGUCCUACAGCCCCCAGUGCAACCAGUGGACCAGAGUGGCCCCUCUGCUGCAAGCCAACAGCGAGUCGGGGGUGGCGGUUUGGGAAGGCAAGAUUUACAUCCUGGGAGGCUACAGCUGGGAGGAGGCUGUCUUCUCCAAAACAGUCCAGGUCUAUGAUAAGGAGAAAAAUAAGUGGUGCAAAGGGACGGACUUGCCCAAAGCGAUUGCCGGAGUGUCCGCGUGUGUCUGUGCCCUGAAACCCAAAACAGAGGACAAAAAGAAAAAGAUAAAAACAAAAAAACAUCAAGAUCGAGGAAGAUGACCACUCCUGGAUAGCCACCCUUGGAUGGUGGGCUCCUUGUGUUUAGACAUUUCUAUCUAACCUUUAUUCUUUUUCUUUUUAAACAGGGUGGGGAGGGCAUCUUCUGAAGCCUCAGAAAAUGUACACUUGAAUGUGGUUUUUGGAUUAAACUCAUGUUUAAGGUAAAAACAACAAAAGAAACCAAAAACUCCCCCUCUUGCUCUACAAAGGGUGAUGCGGCCAGAGAGGUUCUGCCGAUCUCUCCUGAAUGUCAAGGCUUAGGCUUCUCCUUCUGUGGUUCAUGGCAUUUCCACAUACAUCGUAUUAUAUCGACGUUUUAAGGAAAUUUUUAAAAACAACUUUUAUACUUUUUUAUACCACAUUUUGCUAACUCAGUCUCUCGUUUGCCAUGUAUUAUGUUGUUGACUGUGGAAGCUGCUGCUCCGUGCUCGUGACCCCGUUGUUGGUGUCAGGAUCCUCGUGUGGUGAUCUUUGGUCUCUGUGUGGCUUGGCCAGGACGCGGUGCAGCUGCUGGAGCAGCGCUGGCAUUCCCAGCAUUGUCAGGCAGUCAGCUGGAAUUGGGACUAUUGUCACAAUUCCAGCUCCCCCAGAGCCCAGCUCGCCAGCCAUGCCCAUAAACACCCUUUAUUUCAGUGACUGCUGAUCUGCUGAGUGGAUUUCAAGGGCUUUGGUUUGAAGUUCAGCUGUUGAUCGUUGCUGUUAUUUUUUCCUCAGUCCUCCUCUCCCACGUUCCUUUCCAUGAAUUUCAGAUUUGCCUUUUCUCCCACCUGGUGUAUGUGCAGGUGAUAUCCUGCUACCCUCAUUCUUUUGUCUUUUCUUCCCCCCUCAAACUACUUACCUCAAUAAUUAGAAAACACUAAGAAAACAUUUUUGCACUUAAUUUCAUUUGAAACUCUGGUGAAUCAAAAACCUACUACAAGCACGUGUGUAUCAAAAGAGGUAACAAUAAAUUUCUGGAGUGCAAGGAGGUUAUAGGUUGUUUCUUCAAUGCUAAGAAAACUAGUUGGAAUUAAUUUUCUGAAACUCUUUGAGGUGGUUUUUUUUUUUUUGGUGUUUUUCUUUAAUUUAAAAAAAAGCCUCAGGAGUCAAUCUUUCAUUUGCAUUAAUGGAUUUAUUUUAAAGCCUUUGUGUACUGCAUGAGGUAAUGGUUAUUCUUUUUUAGCCUAAAAAUAAAUUUCAAACAAAACCAAAAAAAAACCCAAAUGAAACAUUUUGGUUAUGACAAACUCAUUGACAAGUUUUUGGGGUUAUUUUUUAAAUAUCUGAAAUCCUUGCUAUGUUGACUGACAACUACUUAACUUUUUGGGAACAUUUCAUGUGUAAGUAUAGAACAAAAAUUUCAAAGACUUGCUUUUUUUCUGUUACUGGGUUGCUUGUUACUAUAUCCCCUCUUUUAAUGUGUUUAUGUAUUACAUUAAUGUCUGGGAACAAUAAAUCCCGUUUAGAAUAUUCUAUUCAUCACA